AUGGGACGAUUUCGGAUCAGAGAAUUGGUGGUGAUGGGGAUGUGGUUGGUCAUGUCGGCCGAGGCGAGAAAUAAUAUAUUCGCACGCCAAUCGAGCAGCUGUCCGGAUCCGACACAAAAUCAAUGCUCGGCAUCAUUACCUGCGUCGUUUUGCUGUCCGCCUGGAUCAUCGUGUGUAGAGUUGGCUGGCGGAACGACUCUUCUUUGUUGUCCACCGGGUGGGAAUUGCAAGAAGAUACAGCCGCUGACAUGCGAUAUACAACAACAAAAUGCGACCGCAUUCCCUCAAAAUGCUCUCAAGACGACAAUCUUCGACAUUCCAUUAGCCAAAUGUGGAUCACAGUGUUGUCCAUUUGGAUUUACUUGCAACAAUGGGACGACCUGUGACAUCGACGCAAAGCAAGAUGUUGCGCCGACCGCACCGCCUGCUUCGACAGGCACUGCUUCUCCAGGUGAAUCACCGUCAUCAACUUCUCCCGCAUCAUCGCAAGCAAAUUGUGCCAAAUUUCCUGUAGCAGCCGUCCUUUCGGGUUUCUUCCCGGGGCUCGUCUUGGGAAUUCUCCUUACAAUCGCCUCCGUUUGCGCUUUAGGUGCCCAUCGUCGCUCAACGUCCAGAAGACGCUCCGAGUCAUCAUUCGGCAACAUCAGCGAGCCGCAACCGAUGGCAACAACAGACAUGCGCACUGAUUUUCUCCGCAAACCAAUGAGUAGUCCCUCCACAGGCACCUCUACACGCAGCAAGAGCGUCCAACGCGUCCGCUCACUCUUCCGGAAAAGUCACGCUACUCCCAGUCCUACAACGCAACCAGUACCGCUAGCAGGCGGGCCAAGAAGAUUCCAAGAACCACCAGUCACGCCAGUAUUACAAAGAGAGCCCAGCUAUGAGAAUAUCAAUAUCUUUGCUGAUAGCACGACGGCGAACUCACUACGACAAGCUACGCCGCCGUUACAGCCGCCACAGGCGUGGAGGAUGGACGACGGGAGAGCGAGCAAUCAGACUACCUUUACGGAUAUGAUGGAGACGUCUGGGCUGGCGGGGCUGCAGAAGGGACAACCAUAUGUUUAUAAAGGUCAAUCACCGCCUGGUAACACGCCUUCGUUGCUGAGACCUGCUGAGAUUGAGACUUCUUCCAGCUCUGCGUGCAUUAUAGGUUGGAACUCCGCAUUACAACUUCUCUUGUGCCUACGAAACAUUCAGCAAAAUCGUUGCAACGAAUACAAGACACAAGCCUCAUCGCUUGCGAUGUCAUCCCUACGGUUGUCUCGACGACUAAUCGUAUGCUGUGACGGAACAGCAAAUGACAGUGACCGCAAUGAUCCUCUUACAAACGUCGCUCGAAUAUCCCGCUGUAUCAGUGCUGAAGAUGACCGGGAUGGUUUCUUCACGCAAAUCGUUUUCUACAUGUCAGGUGUGGGCACUGGAACGUCGAGACUGAACAAUACAUAUGACGGGAUUAUAGGAAGAGGUAUUGGCCAUGACAUACGACAGGCUUAUAGUUUCAUCUGUAACAAUUUUGUUAAGGACGCCGGCGAUCAGAUUGUGCUCAUUGGCUUCUCUAGGGGUGCAUUUACUGCAAGAGCAGUUGCGCAGUUGAUAGAUGAUGUAGGAGUCUUGACAAAGAAGGGCUUGUACCACUUGCCAGAGGUAUACAAACUUUGGAAGAGACAGUCCGCUGAGGAUAUAGCUUCCCUGAAUCAUGCGACCUCCAAAAAGGCAUCCGAGCCAGUUCAGGGAAAACCGUCUGUAGACCUGAUGAAGCUCAAAGGCCCACUAGGUCGACGUUGUCUCGAGUUAGAAGGAGACCUCUUGCUUCAAAGAGAAGUCCAAAUUACCGCUUGUGCUGUAUGGGAUACAGUCGCGGCACUUGGACCAAGGAUGCUUCAUGGGAUUCCUCAGCCAUCGGUAAGGAAGCUUGCUUUUGUGAAUUCUAAGCUUUGCCCCAACAUCGAGCUCGCGCUCCACGCUCUGGCUUUGGAUGAGGAUAGGAGACACUUCAAACCACUGCUGUGGCAUCUAUCGAGGAAAAAUACCCAGGAAAUAGCCACUCUCGAGGAACUGAGUACUCAGAGAAUUGGUAAUUCUGAGACUAGGGUCGAGCACCCUAACGUUUUGAAGCAAUGUUGGUUUAGGGGUACCCAUAGUGAUGUAGGUGGGGGUCACCAAGAUAAUGGAUUGGCCAGCAUCUCUUUGGCUUGGAUGAUUGCUCAGCUUGAAGGAGUAGUUGGCUUCAACAAUGACAUUCUCGCAGACAUCACAACGUAUGAUAGCAAGCUGAAGAACAUCAUCAGCGAAACUCCAGGUGACAACCAAGCCUAUUUGUUUACCGUCAGACUUCCACUCAACUACAUUCGCGCAAAUCAAGUGACCAUUCAAAAUACCGCCUCGUCGAAACUACAAGGCUAUGGUGGUGGAUGGCAUGUACGGACCCCCGGUGAAUAUUUCGUCCGUCUACAACUCGAAAAUCACGGCAAUGUGGAAAGAUUACAUGCAGAGACUAUACAUUACAGUGUAUAUAUACUCUACUCGAAAGGGGUCGUUGCAGACUGUCUUGGCGCCAGAAGGCUACGGAGACUACAAGGUCCUUCGCCACAGAUUUAUCAGUCCAUCGACGACAAGAUUCAUUGGCUUUACCUUUCCGAGGAAGAACCAACCAACACUGAAGCUCAACUCUUAGCUACAUGGACGGCUCGGAAACUGCUGAACUCCCUUCUUCCUAAAUUUGUGGAUCGAAAGGUUAGACUCUCGAACCAGAACGAAGUCGUUCCGAUCUUCGCAGUUCUACAUAAUCCCGAAGCGUGGAGAGUUGCUCCGAAGCCUGAUAUACUUCCGCAAAGUAACAGGAAAAAGCCGAAGAGACAGAGUAGGAUUGAAAAUGGAGCUGCAGUAGUUUCUGAAAACCAGAAAGACGAUGGAAAUGAUCAGUCGGAGACUUCAGGGUAUGUCAAACUCUUCAUUCAGGGCAACGUUACCGUCGAAGAACCGACAGGCGAAGUAUCUCGACAGAACGUCGACAUGGUGACGAUGUUCAAAUUAGACGCGAACUGGAACAACAAUUGGAUCUCACGGAUGUUGGGAGACGGCAAGUAUAUGGAGUAUCUAGUUGGUGAUAUCGCGGUUCCAUUUGCGCGUACCGAUGGACAAAAUUUGGCGAGACCAGAACAGUUCUCUGCUAUUGAUCCUAAUAGAGAAGUAGGUGCUUUGAGACGGGUGGAAAGUGAGAGCUAUACGGGAAAGGGAAAGGGAAGGGAAGGAGAGAUAUAUGUUGAGGUGCCGAGGGUUGAUAAACCUGGUCCUUCGUCUAAGGUGAUGUGA
Molecule: messenger RNA, 3312 nt
Organism: Glarea lozoyensis ATCC 20868
Lineage: Eukaryota; Fungi; Ascomycota; Leotiomycetes; Helotiales; Helotiaceae
Exons: 6
Coding region: 1-3312 (1103 amino acids)
Source: RefSeq, a predicted model, not a curated record